Onychostoma macrolepis is the source of this 1865-nucleotide messenger RNA. It is a transcript of the gene pex11a, whose product is annotated as peroxisomal biogenesis factor 11 alpha. Gene Ontology annotation, biological process: peroxisome fission; regulation of peroxisome size. The record is from RefSeq and is a predicted model, not a curated record. Gene Ontology annotation, cellular component: peroxisomal membrane. The transcript is spliced from 3 exons. Bases 362 to 1102 code for a protein of 246 amino acids. NCBI's taxonomy places the organism in Eukaryota, Metazoa, Chordata, Actinopteri, Cypriniformes, Cyprinidae.
UCUAUCGCCAAACCCUCUGCCCAUCAUAAUUUUUUUCUUUUUCAUAAUGUCAUACAUUUUAAAUCUCUUAUAAUCCGUAAAUUCGAAAUUGGUUAUUUUUUUUUAUAAGCGCGACACAAUAAUGAUUUACUAAAGGGAUGUGAAGUUUGUUCUUUGGUUUCAACGCGUGUUUUGUAUGUUGCAUGAACUUUCACCUCAGUUCCCACAGCCAAGCAGGAUCUGUGGAUUUGACAGGACAGUGACAAUUCUAACACGAUCUUUAACUUUGAGUAUGCAUCGGCUUUCGAGCCUUUAGUCAUUUAUUCCUAAAAAAAAUAUCGCGUUUUGCACAGUGUUAUUGCACACUAUCUGUUGCAGCCACAUGGAAACUUUCAUCAGCUUCACUAACCAAAGUCAAGGAAGGGAUCGCAUAUUCAGAGCAACCCAAUAUGCUUGUGCUCUGGCGAAAUACCUUCUGAGAAAUGAAGCGAAGAGAAAAGAGCUGGUGAAAAAGCUGCAAUUUCUGGAGUCUAAUAUGAGUUCGGGGCGGAAGCUAUUCAGGCUUGGGAAUACAGUCAACUCGAUCCAUGCGGCCAAGAGCACUCUUCAUAUUUCUGACCCCGUGCUGCGCUUUUGCCUUACUUCUGCCAACCUCAACCGUGCCUUGUAUUUCAUCUGUGACAACAUACUCUGGGCCAGAGGUAUUGGGCUAAUACGAGACAUCGACAAGGAGCGCUGGAGCUUGAACUCCACUCGCUUCUAUUUCCUGUCCUUGGUUAUGAAUCUAACCAGAGACGUCUAUGUGAUCAUCCAGCUUAUGGUACAGAAGUCUCGGGACCGACAAUUCCAGCAAAAAGUCGACCAGCAUCUCAAUGAAAGCCCAGAUGUGGCUUGUGUCAUAGUGCCUCAGCUUGAUGCGUUCCUCUUUCUUCUCCUCGAGAGCCUCAGAAAUGAACCAUCUGUGGCUCUCGAUACAGUUAAAAAUGUUUGCGAUCUUUUCAUUCCACUUGACAAACUGGGCAUUUACCAAACAAAUGCAGGGGUGGUGGGCUUCUGUGGCCUUGUUUCUUCUCUUUUAGGUAUAUUGUCAGUUUUGAGGCCCAGCCUCAAAAUCAAGCCAUGAUUUAGGGAAUGAAGAAAAUGCUCUAUAGAGGAACAUCCAAAAUGUCUUUUAGAUAAGAAAACCUUUCUAACAAAUGUUUCGAUUUCAUUUUAGUGUGGAAUUAGACUACUAUUAAGCUUACUUUUAUAAAGGGAUCAACUUAAUUGUAUAAGGGAGACAGGAGAACAGCACAUACCCAUAAUGCAGCAGUGCACCUGCAGUUCUGCACAACAUAAUGAUAAAAAAUAAUAGCAUCAUUUAGAUAAGAUUUCGCAGUGUGGGUUUGACCACAUGCUGUGUACACUUUCAUUAAAUAGAGUGCCUUGCUGUAUCUGUUGUUGUAUUAUGGCAGCCUUAGUGAAAUAAUACACCUUUAUAUUAUGCAGUAUUUAGUAGUUUUAAUAGAGAUUAUAUCACUUUGGUACUGAUGAUACUGAGAUGAGGGUACAUGAACACAUUUUGGAACUUUCCAACAAAAAGAUGCUCUCUGUGAUGGCAGAUGCUCAACUUUCUGAAAUAUGUGCUUAAUAUUUAGUCUUUUUUUACAUGGAAAACCAUCUGUGAAAUUAGAUAUUCUACCUCAUUCUGACAGAUCCCAUAGUUGUUUACAGAUGUGUGUUUUAUUUUAGGUGCCACAGUUUUGUUAGUUGUUAGUCCAGUUUUGGUUUAUCAUGACAAAAGAUAACUUAUUACAUUCUGAUUCCACAUAAUUGGUUGUCAGCACAAACUGCUCUAAGAAAAAACUGUGAACUUUAAUAAAGGAAUUUUUAUGCACUGUUGAAAA